Molecule: messenger RNA, 1977 nt
Organism: Hemicordylus capensis (graceful crag lizard)
Lineage: Eukaryota; Metazoa; Chordata; Lepidosauria; Squamata; Cordylidae
Gene: TSPAN14
Product: tetraspanin 14
Exons: 9
Coding region: 355-1167 (270 amino acids)
Biological process (GO): protein localization to plasma membrane; regulation of vascular endothelial growth factor signaling pathway; protein maturation
Cellular component (GO): membrane
Source: RefSeq, a predicted model, not a curated record
CGGAGUUUGUACUUGUUGCCCUUCCUCCGCCGGAGAGUUGAGGGCGCGUCUGGGUAGUAAAAUAGGCGUGGUCAGUAUAGCACAUGAGUAGAUUUCCUGUCCUGCCAAUAACAGCCGUUUACUCUCCGGGACUUCGCAGUUUCUCGCCUGAAUCAGUUUCCUCCAGCCUGCGAUUGUGUGUGUUUUAGGUCUGUAUCAGAGGAGCUCGAGCUCAUGGAAUUUUUAAAACAAGAAAGAAGCUAAAAAGUCUUGCUUUGGAAGAGCAGCUCUGGGUUCUUUCUCCUAAGUUGGUGGAAACUUCUCUCACCAGUCUGCGGCAAGGCUGCUCUUUGUAUAGUCACAGCUUGAUAAAAGAUGCACUAUUACCGGUAUUCUUCUGCUCAAGUCAGCUGUUGGUACAAAUACCUGCUGUUUAGCUACAACAUAAUCUUCUGGUUAGCUGGAGUUGCCUUACUUGCAGUUGGGCUUUGGGCCUGGAGUGAAAAGGGUGUGUUGUCUGACUUAUCCAAGAUGACCCGUCUCAAUGGCUUUGACCCUGUUGUCCUUGUCUUGUUUGUUGGAGGGGUGAUGUUCAUUCUGGGAUUUGCUGGCUGUGUGGGAGCCCUGCGUGAGAACAUCUGCCUUCUGAAAUUUUUCUGCGGCACAAUUGUAUUGAUUUUUGUCAUGGAGCUGGCGGGAGCUGUGCUGGCUUUCUUGUUCCAAGAUUGGGUAAGGGACAAAGUGGAGACAUUCUUCAAAAACAACAUUGAAUCUUACCGAGAAGACAUUGAUCUGCAGAACGUCAUAGAUUCCUUGCAGAAAAUGAACCAAUGCUGUGGUGCCCAGAAUCCAGAUGAUUGGGACAGUAACUUAUACUUCAACUGCAGUACAACAAGUAAAAGCCGUGAAAAGUGUGGAGUCCCUUUUUCCUGCUGCAUCCCAGAUCCUGCUCAAAAGGUUUUGAACACACAGUGUGGCUAUGACAUCAGAAGUAUGGAAAAAACCCAUUGGGGUGAACGGAUCUUCACUAGGGGCUGCAUCCCAGCAUUAGAAGCCUGGUUGCCUCGAAACAUUUACAUUUUGGCAGGAGUCUUUGUAGUAAUUUCAUUAUUGCAGAUAUUUGGAAUUUACCUGGCCAGGACACUGAUUUCUGAUAUUGAAGCUGUGAAAGCAGGCCUCCAUUUCUGAAGAUAAAAGUAGCGAUCUCUCUUUGUGAAGUUGCCUUGAUGGCAAAGAGAGGAAACCCGAGUGCUAUAGAAGGCUUGAUACGUCUAGAACUUAAAGCCAUAAUAUUUCUCUUUAAAUGUAUAGUUGGAUGCUAUCCUGCUUAGCCAGAAGCUGGAGCUGAGCAAUUCUGCUCCUUUUUCUUCACCUCAUGAAUAUUUGUACAACUCUAAUCAAAUCUAUUGAAGGGAAGAAUAUUUAUCUUCAGCCUCUCUACACAGAUGAGAAGACGUGAGCAAGAAGCAGUGGACACUGCUAAAAGUUCUUUCUUUGAAGCUAUUGCUGUCAUAAGGAUACUGUCUUGGUUCUCCUUUACAGUAUUGAGAACUUAGAAUUGUUACAUUCCAAGUGUUCACUGAUACCUAGAAGAAGGUCCCAUGUUGCCAAAUGAUCCUAAGGAAGAGAGGGAUUGCAGAGAAAUGUUUAUCGGAUGCCUCUAAGAAUACUGAAAACUUGUUCAGGGAAUGGGUGUGUGUGUGUGUGUGUGUGUGUGUGUGUGUGUGUGUGUGUGUUUUGAUGAAUUCAAGUGUACAGUCUGUGAGUGUCUAAACAGAGAGCCAUGUUUGUACAGAUUUGGAGACUUUUAAAGGUGCCUAAAAUCUUAAGAGGAAACUCAACUGUACAGAAGUAAAGAGUUCUUCAUGUUUGGGCCAGAUGUAAUGUAUUCAUUUUAGAUGCUAGAUAUCUGACAAGAACACUGGAGAUAUUUCAAAAAGGACCCACAUUGUACUGAAAAUCUUUACAUAACAAAGAAGUAAAAGUGAAGUAGUCGUA